Messenger RNA from Coccinella septempunctata (seven-spotted ladybird), 1667 nucleotides. It is a transcript of the gene Prp19, whose product is annotated as pre-mRNA-processing factor 19. The record is from RefSeq and is a predicted model, not a curated record. Gene Ontology annotation, biological process: protein ubiquitination; DNA repair; mRNA splicing, via spliceosome. Gene Ontology annotation, cellular component: Prp19 complex; cytoplasm; U2-type catalytic step 1 spliceosome. The transcript is spliced from 8 exons. NCBI's taxonomy places the organism in Eukaryota, Metazoa, Arthropoda, Insecta, Coleoptera, Coccinellidae. Gene Ontology annotation, molecular function: protein binding; ubiquitin protein ligase activity. The coding region runs from base 65 to 1570 and encodes 501 amino acids.
AUCCAUAGAUUUAUAUUAAAAAUUAUAUUUAUUUAUUAGUCUAUGCUUCAAUCUAAGGAAAAAAAUGGCGUUUUGUUGUGCUAUUUCCAACGAGGUUCCUGACCACCCUGUGGUAUCGCCGUCCUCGGGUGCAGUGUUCGAGAAGCGUAUUAUUGAGAAAUAUAUUCAAGAAAAUGGUGUGGAUCCUAUAAGUGGUAAAGAAAUCACUGUGGACGAAUUGAUUGAAAUCAAAACACCGUCAAUUGUUAAGCCAAAACCCCCAAGUGCCACUAGUAUACCUGCUACGCUCAAAUUAUUACAAGAUGAAUGGGAUGCUGUUAUGCUUUACAGUUUCACACAGCGACAGCAAUUACAAACAGCUAGACAAGAACUCAGUCACGCCUUAUAUCAACAUGAUUCAGCUUGCAGGGUUGUUUCCAGAUUGAAUAAGGAAGUUACUGCUGCACGUGAAGCAUUGGCUACAUUGAAACCUCAAGCUGGCAUAACUACAGUACCCCAACCGGCCCUUGCUGCUGAAGCAGCCGGUGUUGCUAAUCAACCAACAGAGCAAGCUGGAAUGAGCGAAGAUAUUAUCAAGAAACUACAAGAUAAGGCUACAGUCUUAACCCAAGAAAGAAAGAAGAGAGGCAGAACAGUCCCCGAGGAACUGUCAACCCAAGAGCAAAUAAGAUCUUUCAGAACAUUAGCAUCACAUCCAGGAUUACAUUCUGCUAGUGUUCCUGGUAUUUUGGCUCUUGAUAUUCAUAGUCAGGAUACAAGUAAAAUUUUAACUGGUGGAAAUGAUAGGAACGCAACAGUAUUCAAUAAAGAUACUGAGCAAGUAAUUGCAAUUCUUAAAGGACAUACUAAGAAAGUCACAAAUGUUAUUUAUCAUCCUGAUGAAGACUUAGUCAUAACAGCUUCUCCUGAUGCAACAAUACGUAUAUGGAAUGUCCCCACAAGCCAAACUACUCUAUUGCUCAAAGUUCACGAUGGCCCUGUUACUGGUCUUUCUCUCCAUCCCGCUGGAGAUUAUAUUAUAUCUACUUCCGAAGAUCAAACAUGGGCAUUCUCAGAUAUAAGGUCAGGUCGUCUACUCACCAGGGUUCAAGAUGAAAAUAAUAUAGCUUUGACUACUGCCCAGCUACAUCCCGAUGGUCUCAUCUUUGGAACAGGAGGAAUAGAUUCAAUUGUUAAAAUUUGGGAUUUGAAAGGACAGAAUAAUGUUGCCCAAUUCACAGGACAUUUGGGAGCUAUAACCACGAUGGCUUUCUCAGAAAACGGUUACUAUUUGGCUACAGCUGCUGAUGAUGCUAGCAUCAAAUUAUGGGAUUUGAGAAAACUGAAGAACUUCAAGAGUAUUCAGUUAGAAGAAGGAUACCAAAUCAAAGAUUUAUGUUUUGACCAGAGCGGUACAUACUUAGCUGCUGCAGGCACAGAUGUGAGGAUCUUCUUAAGCAAGCAAUGGCAAGAGCUCAAAGUGUUCAAUGAUCAUACAGCUGCUGCGACAGGUGUGAGAUUCGGCAAACAUGCCAGAUUCCUGGCAUCAACUUCUAUGGACAGGACAUUGAAAUUGUAUGGAUUAGAAUAAAAGACUUACAGUUUCUAAACUUUUAAAAUGACUUGACAUUCAAUCAUGAAUUGGAUUUAUUCCUUAUUUAAAAAAAAUAUAAUAAUUAGUUAAAUAA